Molecule: messenger RNA, 705 nt
Organism: Penicillium lagena
Lineage: Eukaryota; Fungi; Ascomycota; Eurotiomycetes; Eurotiales; Aspergillaceae
Product: GPI anchored serine-threonine rich family protein
Exons: 2
Coding region: 1-705 (234 amino acids)
Source: RefSeq, a predicted model, not a curated record
AUGCGCGCCGUUAUCUCCACCGCCACGGCCCUCUUCGCUGCCCUCGCGACAGCCCAGAGCUCCGACAACUCCUUCAACAACCCCGCCGGUGGCUACAAAUUCACAGCUGGACAGACCACUACCCUGACCUGGGAGGCGGACACCCCCGGCACCGUGUCGCUGCUCCUGCAGCAGGCCGGCGGCGUGACGACUGCAGAGUCUGGCAUGGCCAUUGCCUCCAAUAUCGCCAACUCGGGAACCUACAGCUGGAGCGUGCCCGCGGACCUGGUCGCCGGGCAGGAGUACACCAUUGAGAUCAUCGACGACGCCAAUGAGAACGACUACAACUUCCUGCCCAUUUUCACCGUCGCUGGUGCGACAGGUGCAGCCUCUACCACGGCCGCCUCUAGCUCGUCCGCUCCUACUAGCACCAGCGCCAGCGCCAGCACGACUUCGACCUCGUCCUCGACUGCGUCCACUAGCGCCACCACCCAGACCACCAUGAGCACCAUGAGCACUAUGAGCUCCAUGAGCUCCAUGAGUUCCAUGAGCACCAUGAGCACGGCUGCUACCGGCUCGUCUCACACCCCUACCAAGUCGUCGACCUCUAAGACAGCCUCUCAGACGGCCUCGCAGUCCUCUGUGCCGGAUGUUAACGCCGGCGUAGCGAACCGCGUCUCGGGCGGGAUGCUGGCUGCUGCUAUCGGUGUGCUGGCUGUGAUGUAA